Salvia hispanica is the source of this 563-nucleotide messenger RNA. Lineage: Eukaryota; Viridiplantae; Streptophyta; Magnoliopsida; Lamiales; Lamiaceae. The record is from RefSeq and is a predicted model, not a curated record.
UACAUUAACUCUCAUCACAUACCAUACCUGUCUAUUAAGGAACCGCCUUAUGUGUCUGUUUGUCAAUAUAAUGUUAAUGGAUCAGCCAUGCAAGCAAUCAAGAAGAGGAAAAGAGCAGCACUUCUUCAUUCACAUAAAAAGAGAAAAGAUAAUAAAAUCAAGAAAAGACUCUGGGCACUGCGAAGCCUGAUACCUAAUUGCACCCAGAUGGAUAAAGAAUCUGUCCUUGAUGAAGCUAUUGUGUACCUAAAAUGUCUUCAGCUUCAGUUACAGAUUAUGCCAACUUAUGCUGGAUUAUGUGUUCCACCAACACCCAUCACUUAUCCUCUGCAGUUGUAUGGUUUACCUCUUGCCGGAUUAACUGGAUAUCGAACCAGACUUGAGAUGCCAACACCACAACAACCAUGAAGAUCUUCAGCUGAAAUCAUGUCUUCCCAAAUGAAAUUUCUCGAGCAAUAGAUUUUUUAGACUAGCUAGUUGAAGUGUCAGUCCUUUGCUUGUUAGUUUGUGUUGACUUGAGAGCUCAUGUGUUUUAGAAAUGAUAUCUUCAUAUUCUGACUUCA